UCACCCAGUCAUCACCCACCUCAUCCAUCCAUCCACCACGCAGCAGCCGUUCACCUCACCACCUCGCGCGGCGACGAGACGAGACGAACCAAAUGGAAACCCGAAGCGCACAAUCCGUGACCUCUGCCCCUGCCCAUAGCUAACCCUAAACCCCCAAAUCGAAUCCCCCACCUUCCCCGCAAAUCUCCCAACCCCCCCCCCCCCUUCCCUCUCGCCGCCGUCGCCGUCGCCGCCCGGCGCCUAGAUAUAUGUAUUAACUGUUCUAAGCAACACAACUAUUUCUCGUCAAGGAUCUUGGGAGUUUUUGAAAUAGUUGCAUAAUGGAGUUGUCAAAUCAAGGGCAGACACCCAUGUCAACUAACAUGGGUUCUCAACCAUUGCCUUCUUCAAAUAUUCAACCUAAUCAGGCUGAGUAUCCGUCUAUGUUUUAUCCAUCUUUGCCUGCUGACUGGGGUGCACAGCCAAUGUUUUCUAUGGGAGCUUCUGUUCCAAUUAGUUCGUAUUUUAUUGUUCCUAUGAGUCAACAAUCGGUCCAAAUUGGUGCUUCUAGGCCAGAGACUCCGCGUUCUUCAGGGGCACAUUCUCUAAGCAGAGUAUCAUUGAGGCCACCCCAGCAAGUGCUAAGUAUUCGAACAUCUUUGCCAACAAUGGUUGGAUCACAACACUCUCCUGCUGGCAAGAAACUGCAACCGACAAUUGCUUCUCCAAAGGUUCAAAUACUGAAAUCUACACAGUCACAGUCAUCGAACAAACGUUCUGCACAGAAGGAGACACCAUCAAAGGUUCAAACUCAGCAAUUGGAAUCUGUGAGAUCAAAGUUCAGGGAGUCACUUUCUGCUGCUCUGAGAACAGAUUCUGAUCAGAGUAAGAAUCAAUCUUCUGAUGUGCAGCCUGAUGGGUCUGCAGACCAAAAGAAAGAGAUGGAUGUAGAUGCAGAUCAAGUGGCCACCACAUCCCAAGGCAUGAGUGCAGCCAAGUCGGAAGUAUUGACAAGUGUUGGUGCUGAGAGGCGUGCUGAAGAUGAGAAGUUAAACAGUGAUUUAGUUUCGAACAUAGCCACACCAUUAAACGCGGACAUCCAGCAACAACCAGAGAAUGCUUCUUUACAAGAUGAAAUGUUGGGACAAUAUACAGUUGUUGCUGAUGAACUCUUGCAAGGUCAUGGACUUUGUUGGGUUUCUGACUUUGAUGCUGGGGUUCCUGAACCUGCCACACAACCUAAUUUAAAAAGGUCCAGGGCUUCUGACAUUGACCCUGUUGUUGCAGACACUCUCUCAGAAUCUGAGUCCAAAAGAAUGAAGUCUGCCAAUGAUGAGGAAGCGAUAGAUAAGGAUAGCAUUAUUCAGAAGGCAGAUGAUUUAGCAGUUAGGGUUGAAGAGGAGCUGUUCAAACUAUUUGGUGGAGUUAAUAAGAAGUAUAAGGAGAAAGGUAGAUCUCUUCUAUUUAAUCUAAAAGAUAAAAGUAAUCCUGAGUUAAGAGAGAGGGUAUUGUCUGGAGAUAUUACACCUGAUCGCCUCUGUUCAAUGACUGCGGAGGAACUUGCUUCCAAGGAGCUAUCGGAGUGGCGGUUAGCUAAAGCUGAAGAACUAGCACAAAUGGUUGUCCUUCCUAGUACCGAGGUUGAUGUUAGACGUUUGGUUAGGAAAACACACAAAGGAGAAUUUCAAGUUGAAGUAGAAGAAACAGAUGGUAUCUCAGUGGAGGUUGAGCUUGGAGGUAAUCUUCUUACUCAAGUUCCAUCAAAAGCCCCUGAAGAUCAGACCAAAUCAGACGAUAAAGAAAGUACAGAUGAUAAAACAGGCAUACAAGACAAUGACAAGGCACCUGAUGGGACUUCACAAGAUGAAGAUAAUGGGGCAGGCAAGAACGAUCCACAAGAUGAUUUAGAAUAUGUUGAUAAUGAGAAAAGUGACCUUAUGCAAGAACUUAUGGUGGAUGACUUGAAAGACACUGAAAACCUUCCACCGAUCCCUUCACUAGAUGAAUUCAUGCAAGGUUUAGAUUCUGAACCACCUUUUGAAAAUCUCUCAGCUGGGACGCCAGAAGAAGAUUCAGAUGAUCGAGACGAAGCUGACACUACUGCAGAAUCUGCGGAACUUCCUGAGGAAGAAGUUAAAGUUUCUGCAGCAGAGAAGAUUGUAUCUGAAGCUGACCUGCCAUCUUCGCAGGAUAAAUCUGAGUCCAAGUUAGAGUCACCCAAAGAUGAGGUGGGUUCAAAUUUGGGCCCUGUUGAGCAGCGUGAAGGAAAGCUGAUAAAAUCCUCCCCAGAUAGUGUUGAAGUCAAACAAACAACUACUGAAAAUGUGCUGAAUCGUGACUCUACUGUGCAUAAUAUGGCAACUACUCUUCCUAUGAUACGUGAAAGUAUAUGGGAGGGUGCAAUUCAACUUACCAUGUCUUCGCUCACAAAUGUCGUUGCCAUCUUCAAAAGUGGUGAAAAGCCACCAGUAAAAGAAUGGCGGAGCUUUGUUGAAAUCAAGGGGAGAGUCAAACUUAGUGCCUUUCAAGAGUUUGUUGAACAGCUUCCCAAAUCUAGGAGCCGUGCUAUAAUGGUAACUGAGUUGUGUUGGAAGGAAGGUUCUCAUGAGAGUGGUCGCCAACAUCUCUUGCAGACAAUUGACUCGUAUAUUUCAGAUGAAAGAGUAGGGUUAGCUGAACCUGCAGAUGGAAUAGAGCUGUACCUGUGCCCUUCUCAAGGGAAAACUGUGGAGAUUCUCUCUCGGCACCUGCCAAAGGAGCAUUUGGAGAGUCUUGCUGUGUCAGCAUCCUCCAUCAUCGGGGUCAUCGUCUGGCGGAGGCCCAACGUUCCCAGGAUGCCGGCACACCCUAGGCAUGAUGGUUCCCGGAGGCCGUCGAUUUUAAAGAAACCGCAGGUUACUGGUUCUACUCCAGGCCCUAGGCCCUCCCUGCCUAUGAGCUCGCACGGCGCGCCGCCGGGUUUUCCAGUUCAGCGUCACCGCCACGAGGAAGAUGUAACUGAUGAUGUCCCUCCGGGCUUUGGCCCUGGUGUUGCUAGGGAUGAAGACGAUCUUCCUGAAUUUAAUUUUGUUAACUCGUCCAAUCCUGCUGCUAAUGUAACAACCACCCAGGCCUACAAGGGCCGGCAGCAUGUACCCCUUACCUCUGCUCGCCCGGUAGAGCAAAUGAGGGAACUGGUUCAGAAGUAUGGUAAAAGAUCAUCUGUUCAGGCUCGUCCUUGGGAUGAUGAUGACGACGAUGAUAUACCAGAAUGGAACCCCAACCAGCUUGUCACCCAACAACAGCCAACAAGGCAGCUCCCAGUUCCACCCACACCACAGCAACCGCUGCCUCCACCACCACCACCGCCCUCGCUUCAGCAAUUGCAUCAUCCCUACCAGCAUCAGCAGCAGCAGCAGCAGCAGCUUUACCACCACCAAAAUGCAUUGCAACCUCAGAUACCCAGCAACUCUAUCCCCCAGGCUUACCUCCGAACCCAGCAACCAUUGCAGCAACUUCCUCUGAUGCAGCAGCAGCUUCAGCCAGCGCAAGCCUGGCAGCAGACCAAUGCUUGGUGGCCGGCGCAGGGCGGCGCCGCCGCCGCCGCUGCGCCGGCGAGCAUGGUGCAGCAGUCGCAGUAUGGUGUGAUACCCAACAGUAAUAACAGCGCGCAAAGCUAUGGUUCUGGGAGUGUGGGUGGAAUGGCAUGGAGACCGAGAUAGAACCUGUAAAACCUUGAAAUUUAUGCUGGUUUUACAACCUGCGAGCGUCCGUUGUAGGGUGGCUUCUCUCUUUCUCUCUUUUAGUUCAGCGAUUCAAUGUAAGCAUGAGUCAGUCGUGUACACCCGUACAGGGGAUGUAAUCUGGAUAAACUAGAGAUAGUUGUGGGUUGUAUUCAUAAUCGUAGGAAAAGAAAUUUUAAAUCUUCGUUUCGAACAAUAGCUCCUCUCUUCGAACCAAUCUGUUCGUAGACACUUCGAAUAAUUGAUUAAACGAUAAUAAUGUAAUGCAAAGCAGAAUCUGCUUGGUUUAAAUUGUCAAA
This is a messenger RNA of Oryza sativa Japonica Group (Japanese rice), 4000 nucleotides long. RefSeq lists its product as uncharacterized. NCBI's taxonomy places the organism in Eukaryota, Viridiplantae, Streptophyta, Magnoliopsida, Poales, Poaceae. Gene Ontology annotation, biological process: DNA-templated transcription. The record is from RefSeq and is a predicted model, not a curated record.